AUGAGAGUGCGCAGCGAAACAUUGAUCGUUAGUGCACUAUGUGCGGCGUGGUACGCGCUCAGCUCGGCUAGCAAUGUGGUGGGUAAACUGGCACUGAACGACUUUCCGUUCCCACUGACCAUGACGCUGGUUCAGUUAGUGGCCACGACGACUCUCAGCGCUCCAGCCCUUGCCGCCUUCGGUGUGCCCCAGAUCUACGCGUCUUCCCGAGCUCCCCGCCUUCGAGCGCUUUUGCCGCUCGCCAUUGCCAAGUUUUUGACGACUGUUUUCUCGCAGCUCUCUAUAUGGAAAGUACCCGUUUCUUACGCUCACACUGUGAAGGCAACGACGCCACUGUGGACGGCGGGCAUGGCAUGGGCCAUAUUCAAGGAGCGAGUGUCGCGGGGCGUGUGUGGAGCCCUGGCGUUGAUAGCGAGCGGAGUAGUUCUCGCUUCUGCUACCGAGCUGCACUUCGACGCUGUCGGCCUCGCAGCGGCGCUUGCUGCUGCCGCUCUGCUCAGCCUGCAGCACUUACUCUCAAAGCGCCUGCUGCAAAACACAACCGUGCACCAUCUACGCCUUCUGCAGACGUUGAGCGCCCUCGCCUUGAUUCCGCUAUUACCCGUUUGGUUAGUGGCAGAGGGUAGAGCGGUUUGGAUGUGGCGGGGUUCAGGUUCAGGUGACGGGCUUCGUUUAAGCAUCCUGGUGGCCGCGGACGGAGUAUUGGCGUGGUUACAAGCCAUAGCCGCUUUCACUGUACUUUCGCACGUGUCGCCGCUUACGUACGGCGUGGCUUCGGCCGCGAAGCGCGCUGUGGUCGUACUGGGCUCGUUGUUGUUACUGCGCAAUCCAGCUCCGCCCUUAAACCUUCUUGGGAUGGCACUAGCGGUUCUCGGUGUAUUUGCCUAUAACCGAGUUAAGAUACGAAAAUCACAACCACCAACUCUCUUACCCGUUUAA
Messenger RNA from Leptosia nina, 939 nucleotides. The record is from the annotation of a GenBank genome assembly. NCBI's taxonomy places the organism in Eukaryota, Metazoa, Arthropoda, Insecta, Lepidoptera, Pieridae.